Messenger RNA from Spea bombifrons (plains spadefoot toad), 1532 nucleotides. It is a transcript of the gene MGMT, whose product is annotated as O-6-methylguanine-DNA methyltransferase. Gene Ontology annotation, biological process: DNA repair. The record is from RefSeq and is a predicted model, not a curated record. Gene Ontology annotation, cellular component: nucleus. The coding region runs from base 169 to 732 and encodes 187 amino acids. NCBI's taxonomy places the organism in Eukaryota, Metazoa, Chordata, Amphibia, Anura, Pelobatidae. The transcript is spliced from 6 exons. Gene Ontology annotation, molecular function: methylated-DNA-[protein]-cysteine S-methyltransferase activity.
CACGUGCAGCGACUGAGUGUUCUCUGCCAGCCUGCAAAACAAGGAGUUCCUGCCCCCAUUGCAUUAUGGGACUUGUAGUCUAUUGUAUGUAAAGCAUUGCUGCAGCAGUUUGAGCCGCUGGGAGAGCACAUUCGUACAGUAAACGUGGCUGCAAGACCUUUACUGAAAAUGGCUUUGAAAAUCGGCAACUGCAAAAUUGAAGAAGUUAUUAUUAAAUGUCCCCUGGGGAAGAUUGUGUUAUCUGGAUGUGAAAAGGGAAUACAUGAGCUACGCCUACAGAGAGAUGCAGUGCCUGAAUCAAGGGCUCGGGGUGCCCCUGUGUCUUUCGAGGUAUGCAACGAUUCUAAGGAACUCAGCGCACCGUUGAAGCAAUGUACAGCCUGGCUCCAAACCUACUUUUGUGAGCCCUGGACCAUCGAGAAACUCCCUAUCCCAGAUUUCCACAAUUCUGUCUUGGAGAAAGAUUCAUUUACAAAAACAGUGUUGUUUGCUCUGCUGAAUGAAGUGAAAAUGGGUCAAACUGUUUCCUAUAAGGAGCUGGCUAAAAUCGCAGGCAACGAGAAAGCAGCGAGAGCUGUUGGAGGGGCAAUGAAGAGCAAUCCGAUCCCGAUUAUAAUACCGUGCCACAGGGUGAUUUGCAGCGACGGAAGCGUCGGCAACUACGGCAGCGGUAAAGCGAACCAACUGAAACCCUGGCUUUUGGCUCACGAGAAGCUACUGAAAGAAAUGUGAACGAUUCCGCUCUUUCAAAUUGCUCUUCACCUGGAGCGGCCGAGGCUCAUCUAACCCGGCGUAGCAUUCUUUAAGCUUUCAAAUGGCGCACUAGAAUGCGGGAAAUGGUAAAUAUUUGAGUGACAUAUAAAUAUAAUACAACAUCCAAAGUUGAAUGCGCGGUGGCACUACUAUAUUAAAAAACCCGGAUGUGUCCUGAGGGAUGCAGCUUGUGUGCCCUUUCUUGUUUUCGCAUUUCACAGCAGAAUGAGUACAGCAGACCGCGCUUGUGUUUUGUUCCUAUCUGCUGUCCUGUUUUGUCCUAUAUUUAAUGCCCAUUAAAGCAAGGGAGAGUGGGGGGGUAUGAUACAAUGCGAGGCUCAACUGCCCCUGUACGCGAGCAUCUGGCGCGACGAAGGGAUCGCCAGCUCUGUGUACCGCCAUGCGUUAUUGAAAGCAGAAUAAUACGUAGCGCACACCUCCCUAUUCCCGGCUAGCUCGUAGCCUUCAAAACCUCUAGCUUUGCCAACGAUGGCGUCCAACAUCCCCACCUACCCUUUGAUGUUUUAGUAUCGAAAACAAUGUUUUACAUAAGUUUGUUGGCAUAGAAAAAAAAGACGCCGAUUAUUAUUCAAGGAAACGGCUAGUUGUUAAGAUAUUUUUUUCCCCACGCUUACUUCUUUGUAGAUGUUGAAAAAUAUAAAAAUAACAAUUUUGGGUUUCCUGUAUAUUUUGGCCUUUUUUUCCCCUGAUGAUAAAAGCAGCAUUUACUCGUUGUAUGCUAGUUAUGGAAAAUAAACAAUUUAACAAGACAUAUAUAU